GAACAAAGAGAGUACAUUGACCCAUCGGAUAGUGACACUCUGUUGUGACAAUAUACUAAGUGAUAUUAAACCAUGUUGAAUGAUUUAGGAGAAGUUUCCCAUUGCUGUGCAGGUUACUCGAUUGUUGGAGCCAUCUUUACCGUGAGUUGAGGUUGAAUGGGAAGACCAUGGGGAGCCUCUGUUUUCCGAGAAAUCGUUCGCUGCCUACAAUAGUCAGGAUUGAGGAUGGAUGAUUGGAUCAAUUUUUUUGCCAGAUAGGCUGCGUGACAUGGUGUUUGGAGUGGAAGUGAGACCUUGAGAGAAGUCCUUUGCUACGAAUAGUCUAAUGAUGAACGGAAACCGUCAGUCAUCAUUUUCUAUUCUGCAUUCGAGUCGGUGCUCGUUAUUGUGAAUCAGGCUGAURAAUGGAAAUGACGAAUCGAUAUUGCACGAGGGCGCUGUCCCAUAUCUGAAUAUACAAUAGAUUUGUCUCUACUUAGACGAAGCGGGAGGAGCGCCAGCAGACAUUUUCAUUGGAGUACUGAAGCUAGGAACUUAUUUUGUCCGCUCACUCGUUCUUUGCAUYUUUUUCAUUCGCAGCUUUGGGUAGGAAUAAUGCUCACAACACAACCUUUCUUCGUUGCGGGAAUAGAAGAUGUAGAAGUGGCUGCACAGUCUGCGUAUGGGGCCUUUUCCAUGUUUAUGUUCGUCUUCGUCAUUUCUGCUAUCGGUAUGUGGUACGAUUCUAAUUUUGGAAAGUCGUCGUCAGAAGACGAAAGAGAGGCCGACUACCAACUUGCUGGAGGACAAGAAUUCCCCAACUACGGUGCAUCAAACUAASAAACAUUAAAAGACCAGCACACCAUCGAAUCGGGCGCUGUUGGGGAUUAGUUUGUGAAAAGAUGAUGAUAGAUUCAUUCAUCAUUGUGUAUUAUACAGAUAAYUAGAAUUUAAAUUUAUCCGACA
Molecule: messenger RNA, 945 nt
Organism: Pseudo-nitzschia multistriata
Lineage: Eukaryota; Bacillariophyta; Bacillariophyceae; Bacillariales; Bacillariaceae
Source: the annotation of a GenBank genome assembly